CUUGUGGCUUUAUUUAGUAUUUUGCGUCAUCUGUCCUUGUCCGUGUGUGUCUCUCAAAGCUUCGCCGGCGGCGACCGGAAACAGGAUACUCGCCGGGAAUCCAGGAUCGUUCAGACCAGGGAAAUUUGAGGAAGAAGAUGAAAGUUUAUGUGAAGACUUUGAAGGGUACUAACUUCGAGAUCGAAGUAAAACUUGAAGACACGGUUGCUGAUGUAAAGAAAAUCAUAGAGACGAUACAAGGUGUGGAUAUUUACCCUGCUGCACAACAGAUGCUGAUUCAUCAGGGGAAAGUUCUUAAAGAUGGCACAACACUGGAAGAAAGUAAAGUUGCUGAAAAUAGUUUUAUUGUCGUCAUGUUAAGCAAGAGCAAGGUUUCAUCAGGAGGAACAUCAACUGCUUCAGCUGCACCUCCAAGUCAAGCCCAACCUGCAAGUUCUUUGCCUUCUAGUGCAACACGACCAUCAACAACUACUCAAGCUUCUGCUCCAACUGCAGCACCACUACAACCUGCCAUUGAAUCUACACCUGCUGUAGUUAAUCCUGUCUCUUCAGAAUCAGACAUAUAUGGACAAGCAGCAUCAAAUCUUGUUGCAGGAAGUAAUUUAGAGGCUACCAUUCAACAGAUACUCGACAUGGGUGGAGGCAGUUGGGACCAUGAAACUGUUGUUCGUGCUCUACGUGCUGCAUAUAACAAUCCUGAGAGGGCAGUUGAAUAUCUUUACUCUGGCAUUCCUGAGCAAGCUGAAGCUCGACCAGUUGCCCAAGUUCCUGCUAGUGGGCAGGCUGCAAAUCCUCCAGCCCAGGCUGAACAACCUGCAGCACCUACCAGUGAUGGGCCAAAUGCAAAUCCUCUAGAUCUAUUUCCACAGGGCCUUCCCAGUAUGGGUUCCAAUGCUAGUGCAGGCACCUUGGAUUUUUUGCGCAACAGUCAACAGUUCCAAGCAUUGAGGGCUAUGGUGCAAGCAAAUCCCCAAAUCCUUCAGCCUAUGCUUCAGGAGCUUGGGAAGCAAAAUCCACAUCUUGUGAGGCUCAUUCAAGAGCAUCAGGCUGACUUCUUGCGCAUGAUAAAUGAACCUGUUGAAGGAGAAGGGAACCCACUUAGCCAGUUGGCCUCAGCGAUGCCACAAGCUGUGACUGUCACCCCUGAGGAGCGCGAGGCAAUCGAACGUCUUGAAGCAAUGGGUUUUGAUCGAGCCCUAGUUUUGGAAGUAUUCUUUGCAUGCAACAAGAAUGAAGAACUGGCAGCCAACUAUCUAUUAGAUCACAUUCAUGAGUUUGAGGAAUGAACAUAAGUGUCCCUAACGCCUCUUUUUUCCUCUUCCAUGUUGGGUUUCCAUGUUGGGUGAACUUGGUUUUCUUAUUAUGUACCUUAUCUCAACUAUUUAUCUUGUGGGCGCUUUUUAUCCUUGGACAAACAUAGCACAUUCUCCUUUCUACGUUUAAAUACUGGUUACCAACUUGCAGCUCUGGAUCUGUUAACCAAAAUUGGAUAAAUGAGUCAAUUAACUGUACUUAAUUUAAUAAUGCUGUCACAAACAGAGUCUCUAAGAUGUGGUCAUUUACAGAAAGUUUUCUAAUUUCUCUCUUUUUUUCUAAUGAAAAGUGGGGUUCUCAUC
Molecule: messenger RNA, 1616 nt
Organism: Hevea brasiliensis (rubber tree)
Lineage: Eukaryota; Viridiplantae; Streptophyta; Magnoliopsida; Malpighiales; Euphorbiaceae
Product: ubiquitin receptor RAD23c
Exons: 12
Coding region: 138-1286 (382 amino acids)
Biological process (GO): nucleotide-excision repair; proteasome-mediated ubiquitin-dependent protein catabolic process
Cellular component (GO): cytosol; nucleoplasm
Molecular function (GO): polyubiquitin modification-dependent protein binding; proteasome binding; damaged DNA binding
Source: RefSeq, a predicted model, not a curated record